UGCGCAAUUUGACACGAGCACCCUGGCCCGAUAUAUACAAGGCGUCUGACUCGACUUUGUGAUCACUCUCAAUCGCAAACUCUCAGAGGAUUUGCUCGAGACACUCUAUCAUCAGAAACCAUGGAGAAUAUCAUCUCUCAUUGUGGAUUAACUGGCGCAAUCACCGGAGGAAACUCUGUUCAACAGCCCGCUAAUUUGUGGAGACCUUGGGAUGCCAAAGUAGGCAGGGAAUGCAGGGACGCGACACACAUGCCUUACACAAAGACCAUUGGAGGAUUUCCAGACACCAAACACUGCAAGAGUCCUCAGAUCACUCACCCAGUAAAGUUGUUCUGGCCCAAAUCGAGAUGCUUCGAUUAUCUGUACCAGGAUGCAGAGAUGCUUCUGCGCAACUACCCAGUCCAAACAACGAUCUGCCUCUACGAAGACUCGAGCAGUGAUGAUGAUGAUGAGGACGAUAGUGAUGAUGACGAGGAAGAAGACAGCGUGAAGGAGCUGAAUCUAAAAAAGCCCUUUCUCUCCAAUUGAAAAAACGCUGAAUGUAUAUUUUAAUAUGAAAUUAUAAUAUAUUCGUGCAUAAUUUAUUUUUUGUAAAUAUCUGUAAAUUUGCCAUAUGACUAACGAAUGACUAACACAUUUGUCAGGGUAAACAGCAUUUUAUAUUUAUAUUUCAUAAUGGCCUACCUUUAUUUAAU
Messenger RNA from Salvelinus sp. IW2-2015, 695 nucleotides. It is a transcript of the gene ripply2, whose product is annotated as ripply transcriptional repressor 2. Lineage: Eukaryota; Metazoa; Chordata; Actinopteri; Salmoniformes; Salmonidae. The record is from RefSeq and is a predicted model, not a curated record. Gene Ontology annotation, cellular component: nucleus. Gene Ontology annotation, biological process: embryonic pattern specification; negative regulation of transcription by RNA polymerase II.